Mauremys mutica (yellowpond turtle) is the source of this 3092-nucleotide messenger RNA. It is a transcript of the gene NT5C3B, whose product is annotated as 5'-nucleotidase, cytosolic IIIB. The coding region runs from base 203 to 1036 and encodes 277 amino acids. Gene Ontology annotation, molecular function: magnesium ion binding; 5'-nucleotidase activity. The record is from RefSeq and is a predicted model, not a curated record. The transcript has 9 exons. Gene Ontology annotation, cellular component: cytoplasm. Lineage: Eukaryota; Metazoa; Chordata; Testudines; Geoemydidae.
UUCAGCCUGGUGCCUCACCUGCUGGAUUGCGUAUGCUGCCUGCUCUCUGGAGGGGCAGUGGAGUCCUGCAGGAGGCCAGAACAGGCAUUAGGAGUCAGUUCCUGACUUUGCCACUGACUCACUGUCUGACCUUGGACAAGUCACUUCUCUCUGAGCCUCAAGAUACCCAUCAAUUCCUGAACUGGAGAAGGCGACGGUCCACAUGAAGAAUCCCGAGCACGUGCAGCGCGUCAUCUCAGCGCUCAGGAAAGAGGGAACAGACAAACUACAGGUCAUUUCGGACUUCGACAUGACUCUCAGCAGGUUUGGAUUUAACGGGCGACGAUGCCCCACUUCGCACAAUAUCCUAGAUAACAGCCGAAUCAUUAGCGAAGAAGGCAGGAAGAAGUUACAAGACCUACUGCACUAUUACUAUCCGAUUGAAAUUGACCCCAACCGGACCAUGGAAGAAAAACGUCCCCUCAUGGUGGAAUGGUGGACCAAAGCCCACGACCUUCUGGUGGAACAGAAGAUUUUGAAAAGUGACAUAGCCAAGAUCGUCAGAGAAUCCGAGGUGAUGCUCAGGGACGGAGCCAACACCUUCUUUGACCAACUCCACCAGCACAACAUCCCCCUGUUCAUCUUCUCGGCCGGCGUGGGCGAUGUCCUGGAGGAGGUCCUCCGGCAGGCCGAGGUCUUCCACCCAAACAUCAACGUGGUGUCCAACUACAUGGACUUCGAUGACAAGGGCGUCCUGAGACGAUUUAAAGGGCCGCUGAUCCACACCUACAACAAGAACAACACGGUCCUGGAGAAGACGGAGCACUUCCAGCUGCUGAGCAGCAGGACCAACAUCAUCCUGCUGGGGGACUCGCUGGGAGACCUGAGCAUGGCCGACGGGGUUCCCAACGUGGAGAACGUCCUCAGAGUCGGAUUCCUGAACGACAAGGUGGAGGAGCGACGAGGAAAGUACCGGGACGCCUAUGACAUCGUGCUGGAGAAGGACGAGACUCUGGAUGUGGUCAACGGGAUCCUUUGUUACAUCCUGGAGCCCUGAACUGAGCGCCCAGGAUCCUGACUUCGGCCUCUCAGGAUGGUGUCUUGGCACCGUGCUUCCCAUGGCAGAGUCAGGCCAAUUUGAAUCCAUCUUGAUGCCCUCAGGAGUUCCCUCCCCCCCACCUCCCGGCUCCCUCCUGGGCUUUUAUCAACACCCUUUUGUUCGUCAGUCCGGGGGUUGAGGGGUGAGCUGGAGAAACUCUCUGCUUGCCCCAACUACCUCCCCCAUGUCUCUGCUCAAACCCCAGCCCCCAAGCGGCGCAGCUCCUGGCUCGUGUCCCAAACCCCUGGAAGUUCAAGGCCACUAACGCGAGGUCGUCGUUUGGCAGGCGGCCUGGCUGGCGACUGUCACAGCGACGCAGAAUUAAAGCUCCCUCGCAGGGCUGGGGACCAACGCGUUUAAAUGGGUUAGUUCUGCUGCCGAAUCGCCUCUGUCGGGGAGCGGGCCCCUGUUUGUUGUGGGUCCAUCACAGAGCGUUCAGGCCAGACUCCGGCUGCAUGGUUCAGCUGCACAGCAGAGUUACAGCCUGGCCUCUGCUGGGGGGCGCAGGUGUCUGCAAUUUGCUGUGGAAACCCUACAAAUCCCCUGGUCAGUUCUCUGCUCCCUCUGCCUGCAACCUACUGGGACGUUCAUGGGCGUCACUGGUGGCUGGAGAGGGGACCAGAGAUUUUAGAGAGCAUAAGCCCCACCCCUGUCUGUGCACCGACCUGUUAUGGGUGGAGCCUGGAGCUACUCAGCAUGGUGGGCGCAGGUGGGAAAUAUGGGUUGGGGGACUUGUCGCUUGGAACAUUAACACGUUGGGUGUGUGAGAUGAUUGUGCAGCUGCAGUGAUGCUUAAAUGGGUGGGACUCUUGUGAGGAUUCCUGUCCGAGAGCCGCUUGUGUGAUGAACACAAGGGCUGAGUUUGGUCAUCCCGCGGUGGGAGAGGGUUUGCUUGGCUGCUGUGUUUUGCUGGGAGAAGGACUGGGUUGUGGUGUGCAGUGAAUCCCACUGGCAAACGGCUCUCGCUGGAGCAACGAGGCUUUGCUGGCCAUUCACGUUGCUGUGGAGUGGAAUUGUUACAGCUGAUAAGUCAGGCAGCAGGUUUGUCGUGGGUGGACGGGGGUGUUGGGGGACGCAGUGGUAGCCAUGGGUCCUUGGGGUGGGUAGUUUAAAGGGGGCUGGGAGGCAGGGAGGGCGGGCAGGCUAGUUGCGUGGGGCUUUUUAAAGUGUGACUAUUGUAUAACUAACCCCUUGUGCCGGUUCUGGGGUCUCAGGGCAGCACUUCUGUCAGCAACAUAAAAUCUCUCUCCCUCAAAUGGAAAAAAAUGGAAAAGAAAAGCAGUGCAGCCCCUCUGGGAGUCUGUCUGCUGGGACUCCCUUCCGGGCAUGACAGUCACACUGGCCUGGAAGAGGGCUGAUGCUAAGCGGGUGUUCUGGGUCCCCCACGUGUCCGUGGAAGCGCUGGGUGUACUUGCUUUACUGUGCAGAAAGCUUUCUUUAAGGGUCGGCGUUUCCAAAGGAGCAGGAACCCCAUGUCCCUCAUGCCAAGUUCAGCCGUCUGGCCCGGGUAUGUGAGAACUGCCCACCAUGGCAAUCUGGGCUCUGCCUCAAUGGCAUUUAACUCAUCCUAGGGGGACCCAGACUCCUGCACUCGGCAGCUGGAUGGGGACAGGCAGCUGCUUAUCGACUGAGCUUGGCCUGCUUGCUGCAAACAUUCUGGGAGUGCAGAUGGCUCUUUCAGAGCUCCCCGUCCCGCCGUGUAAAACUCCAUCUCCUUUCACGCUCCUCCUGUCGGGGAGAGCCAGAGGCAGCUCCCACCCUGCAGUCUCCUCGGUUCCUGGCGAGGUGCCGUCCACGUGGCUGUCUCGCUGUGACCCAGCCUGGCACUAGCAACCCGGACCCCUGCAUUGUUUGGUAAGCGAAGGCACUUGUCAUUUGGCUUGUAGGAGCUGGGCUGGUCCGGGUUCCCAGGCAGCCAUCUGGCUCGCUUGCUGUGUCACGGUCAGAUGUAAAUGUCACUUGGGCGGGGGGAGCAGGUUUUAUUCCGCUUGUUGAAAUAAAUACGUUGGAUAAA